GCGGAGCGGGGCCCCGGGGCACGGCCGCACCGUUCGUGGUUGCCGGGGCAACCGGCCGCACGCCCCGGUACCCCGCCCGCACAGCAGCACCGGAGGGCCGCAGGGACACUGUGGGGACACAACAGCGAUCACAAAGGGAAACCCAGGCUGCUGUGAGGAGACAGGCGGCCGCGGCACCGGGCUCUACCGCACCCGCGCGGUGCGGCACCGGCGGGCACCGGAGCCGCCGCGGGCUGCCGGGGCCGACAGGGGGCGACAACGCGCCGCUCUCGGCCCCGCAGCUCCGUGCCUGCGCACUGGCACCAGCCGCUCGGCGCAUGCGCCCCACCGCCUCCUGCCCCCUCCCACCCCGGCGCACCCCCCCGGCGCGGCCCAGCGGCGCGGCGGGCGCUCGGCGGGCGAUGCGGGAUCAGCCCAGGGACUGCUGAGCGGGCCGAGGCCCGGCGGCGCUCCCGGCAGCGCACGGCGGCGCUGGCAGCCAGGCCCGCAGGGAAGGGGCGGGAUCGGCCCGGAGCCUCCGCCGGCCGCGAGGUCAGAUGCUCCCAUCGGUGGUGCAGGAGACGAGCGGGGUCGGGAGGUGCUGAGUGCUGAUCUGUGCGUGCUCCGGACCAUGGACUCAUUGAGGGCGUCCCAGGUGUGAAAAUGUCCAGCAGCAACCGGGCGUUAGUGAUUGACUUUGUGUCCUACAAGCUCUCGCAGAAGGGCCACAGCUGGAGCCAGCUGGAGGAGGAGGAUGAGAACAGGACUGACUUUGCAGCCGAGGAGGUGGAGAUGGACGGCGUCCUCAACGGGAGCCCCUCCUGGCACCCUCCCGCCAGCCACGUAGUGAACGGAGCCGCCGUGCACCGGAGCAGCCUCCAGGUCCACGACAUGGUUCAAGCAGCCGACGUGAGGCAGGCGCUGAGAGAGGCGGGGGAUGAGUUUGAGCUGAGGUACCGGCGGGCGUUCAGCGACCUCACGUCCCAGCUCCACAUCACCCCCGGCACCGCGUACCAGAGCUUUGAGCAGGUAGUGAACGAACUCUUCCGCGAUGGAGUGAACUGGGGGCGCAUCGUGGCUUUCUUCUCCUUCGGAGGAGCCUUGUGCGUGGAGAGCGUUGACAAGGAGAUGCGGGUAUUGGUGGGACGCAUUGUAUCUUGGAUGACCACCUACUUGACCGACCACCUAGAUCCCUGGAUCCAGGAGAAUGGCGGAUGGGAGCGCUUUGUGGACCUCUAUGGGAACGAUGCUGCUGCCGAGGUGAGGAAGGGCCAAGAGACCUUCAACAAAUGGCUCCUGACCGGGGCGACGGUGGCCGGGGUGCUCCUGCUGGGAUCCCUGCUGAGCCGCAAGUGAGCCAGCCCCGCCGCGGCCCCCCCGGCACCGCCACAGCCACUACACUCCUCCCGAGCACCGGCAGCCCCACGGAGCCCCCCCUGUGCCGCAGCUCCUCCCGUCGUAGCCCGUCUCCUCAUCCCUUACCUUGUGUUUUAAAGGCGCUGAGGCCAAGGCAGCACUUCAGCCACCAGCUCCCGCGCUGGGGGGACCCGGGCAGCCGGGGCAGCACUGGCCAGAAGGUGUCCCAGCCCCGCAGGGUCCUCCAGAUCACUUGGAAGAGAAUAAACAGACUUAUUUUUGCAUGUGUGAGUGCGUGCGUGUGUGUAGAUGUGUCACUAAUAUAAGGUUCCCCAGCCAGAGCGAGGGUCGAGGCUCCCUGCUCCCGUCUCAGGCAUGCUGAGGCCCUGGGAAGAGGCAGGCUGCCCAAAGGGAUGGAGCUUCCCUGCAGCAUCCCAGCCCCAUCCCUGCUUUCUCCAGGCAGAGCUCAUCCCUGUGGUGGUGGGGAGUGAGGAGGAAGAGGCAGAGGCUGGAGGCAACGAGCUCUGACCUCACAUCAGCCCCUUUCUCCCCAGACAUCAGCUGCUGGGAGCUGGUCUCAGGUGAGGAUGGAGUGUCAGGCUGUGCCCCUUGAAGGGAUCCUCUUCCUCCUCCUCCUCCCUCUGAAUGUAGGUUGCUGUGGGGCCUGCUCCAGGCUGGCGAAGGAGGGAGGCAGGCGAGGGGCAGAGUGCUUGAACCAGCCCCUGCCCUGGCUUGAGGGACCCAGGGUGCAGAAGGGGAAGCAGAGCCCUGGGAGCAGCCCCACCACGGCCCAUCCCGGGGGCAGUGAGGGUUGGCACCAGCCAAGAGCCUCGUUGGAGCCACCGGCCUGUCCCGUGGGUCCCUGCUCCCCAUAGCACAGACAGACCCUGUCCCCGGCAUGGCUGUGAUGGGUGCGUGCAGCAGCUUCUGAGCUGAACUUAGCUUCAAGAACACCCCCCGGCCCCCGGAGCCCAGCUCGGGCAGCGCCGCUGCCCCACGCUCUGCUGUACAGACCCCGUAGGUUUUAAUUCAUUUGUGAAUACUCUUUAAUGCUAUUUUUGUUAUCUUGUCUGUCCGUAUUUAUGUGUGGGGCCGUGCUCCCUGCAGAGGCCAAGGGGGGUGGAGGCGGGGGGGGGUCCUGCCUGGCCCCCGAGCACAGACUCGUGCUCCCAGGGCAGGGUCCGCUUGCGCCGGGAGCAGCUCCCGCACGGAGCGCGCAGGGAGUAGCAUCAGCCCGUUGAACGCUUCGGUUUGCAGGUGGAGGUGAGUCCACAAAUAAACUCUUGUCAUUGGA
Messenger RNA from Strigops habroptila (Kakapo), 2629 nucleotides. It is a transcript of the gene BCL2L1, whose product is annotated as BCL2 like 1. The record is from RefSeq and is a predicted model, not a curated record. NCBI's taxonomy places the organism in Eukaryota, Metazoa, Chordata, Aves, Psittaciformes, Psittacidae. Gene Ontology annotation, biological process: negative regulation of intrinsic apoptotic signaling pathway; extrinsic apoptotic signaling pathway in absence of ligand; intrinsic apoptotic signaling pathway in response to DNA damage. The coding region runs from base 643 to 1335 and encodes 230 amino acids. Gene Ontology annotation, molecular function: protein homodimerization activity; protein heterodimerization activity. Gene Ontology annotation, cellular component: mitochondrial outer membrane. The transcript is spliced from 3 exons.